AUGUCCUUAGUCACCGAGGCACCGGGCUUCCUUCAAGUCUUCUCCGAUGGCACGGUCAAACGCUUUAACCCUAAGACUGUCGACCCAUCGGCAACCCUCUCGGACAAAUACAAGUCCAAUGACGUCACAAUCGACCCAUCCAAGUCAAUAACCGCUCGAAUCUUUUCUCCCUCCGACCCAGUCAGUCAACCAAAACAACAACAACAACAACAACAAAAACUCCCUGUCAUCGUCUACUUUCACGGUGGCGGCUUCUGCAUCGGCUCCACCACAUGGCUCGGUUACCAUGUCUUCCUCGGCAACCUGUCGGCCGUCGCUCAGGCCUACAUCGUCUCAAUCGACUACCGCCUCGCCCCGGAGCACAGACUCCCGAUUGCCUACAACGACUGCAUCGCCGCCCUUGAGUGGCUCGGUUCGGCCAGUGGGCCGUGGCUUGACCGAGCCGACCGCUCGAGGGUUUUCCUCUGCGGGGACAGCGCCGGAGGGAACAUAGCGCACCGAGUCGCGGCGCUGUCCGUGAAAGGGAAUAUCCCGGGAAUUGGGAUCCGCGGGCUCUUGCCGAUCCACCCCUUUUUCGGGAGCGAUGAGCGGACGGAGUUAGAGGCGGCCGGCGGUGGAGGGUCGGCCGAUGAGGUGGCGAUGAACGACAUGUUCUGGCGGCUGAGCUUGCCGGAGGGGUCGGGCCGUGGCUUUUACGGGUGCGAUUACACGAAGGAGGAUGCCGAGUGGGCUCGUUUUCCGGCGGUUUUGGUGUUCGUGGCCGGGAUGGAUUUCUUGAGAGAGAGAGGGGUAAUGUAUGCGGAGUUCUUGAAGGGGAAUGGUGUGGAGAGGGUGAACUUGAUUGAGGCUGAUGAGGAGGGGCACGUGUUUCACGUGUGGAACCCGGAGUCGGAGGCCACAUUUGUGCUGCAAAAGCAGAUUGCUAUCUACCUUCAUUUUUUGAGGUUCUCUUCCAUGUUCUCCCCCUCUGAGACUCUUCUGGUUUCUUGA
This is a messenger RNA of Striga asiatica, 990 nucleotides long. The record is from the annotation of a GenBank genome assembly. Lineage: Eukaryota; Viridiplantae; Streptophyta; Magnoliopsida; Lamiales; Orobanchaceae.